GAAAAGCAAAAAUGGAUUCAAGCAGUUCGACGAAACAAAAAUAACAGUUUUGCACACACAAAUCUGGCCUAAUGUUUGUUCAAAUAUGGCAACGCAAAAACGGCAUGGAAGAAAAGUGGAAAAAUUAAUAAAGGCACAAUUUCCUCGAUUCGUUCGGGAAAACUCGGGUCGGAAAAGUCGGGCCAAGUCGAUUUACAGGUGGUUUAAACCACGGAGUUUUGGAGAAAAUCAAGCUAGUUCCUGCACAGGCCAGCACAAGUGCAGCGGCUAUCGAUCCAGCAGGCCCUGUCGUAUGUAUGCCUUCCUAAAUUUUCUACAACUUUAGUCGAAUUGUUUAACCUAGAAAUAUUCGAAUUUUUCCUCGAUCUUCUUCAACUGUGCUGAUCAGAUUUAAGGGAAAAAGAUGUAACAAUCGUUCAGUACUAAAUGCACAACUCGGGCCAAGAUUUUGGCAACUCCAUUGCUAUGGCAGAAGUGGACAAGAACUGGAAGUGUUCCGAAACUAAAAAUGGAUAUCUUAAGGCCAAGAAGCCAAACCCGGAGCCGCAUCCAGUGGCCACAGUAGUCCAAAUGUCUGGAAGUGGUCCGAAGACGAUCGUGGUGCCCAACGCCAAGCCAUCCAAGGAGAAGUGCCUGUUUGCGACGGUGUUAGCUUUGAUCAUCUUCUGCGGCAUUCUGUUGUUGAUGUUACUCAGUAGCAAAGGAAAAAACUGUCAAGAUUUCAGAGCCAGAGUAUGUUUGACCGAAGAAUGCGUCAGAACAGCAUCAUCUUUAAUGUCUGCCAUGGAUCACAAUGCAGACCCUUGCGUUGAUUUUUUCCAAUAUGCCUGUGGUACAUGGAACAAAAAACAUGUCAUACCUGAAGACAAGAGUUCGAUCAGUACGUUUGAAGUCAUGGCGGACCAAUUACAAGUAAUCCUCAAAGGGGUGCUAGAAGAACCUAUUACUCUGGAAGAUAAUGAAGCAACACGAAAAGCUAAAACCUUCUACAAUACCUGUAUGGACAUUUUCCAGAUUCGCAAAAUCGGAGAUCAGCCGCUUCGUGACGUAUUAGACUCUCUGGGAGGCUGGCCGGUGACAAAAGAGCAAUGGAGUCCGCCAGAUUUCUCCAUCGAAGUGCUUCUGGGAAGACUAAGAGGCAUCUAUAACGAAGGAUUCUUGAUAGAACAGUGGAUAGGACCAGACGACAAGAACAGCUCCGUAAACAUCAUCCAGAUGGACCAAAUGACCUUAGCCUUGCCUAGUAGAGAUUAUUAUUUAAAAUCCAGUAGCGAGGGUGAUAUGAAUGCUUAUCACAAAUACAUGACUAAUAUCGCAGUCCUUCUUGGUGCUAACAAAACCACUGCAGGGACUGAAUUGCAAGAUAUCAUAGAAUUUGAGAAAAAACUAGCAGAGGUAUCGUUGCCUGAACAAGACCGACACGACACAAGUGUAAUGUAUAAAAAAUUAUCCCUUAAAAAAUUGCAAGAAAUCGUGCCCCAAAUAAACUGGCUGGAAUAUUUCAGAUCAUUUUUGGAUGUUGAUAUUAACGAAGACGAACCUGUUGUUGCGUAUGGGCUGCACUAUUUUCUUGAGAUGGGAAAAAUAAUAGCGGAAACAGACAGGCGUACUAUCCACAACUAUGUACUUUGGAGACUAGUUAUGUCCCUGUCCUCGCACAUGAUUGAUGAUUAUCAAAAGGAAAGAGUGGAAUUCCGCAAAAUUUUACAAGGUGUCUUAAGUGAAAGACACAGGUGGUCCCAGUGUGUUGAAUGGACGAACAAGAAGAUAGGCAUGGCGGUAGGAGCGUUAUUUAUCAGAGAUAACUUUAAUCAUGACAGCAAGGAGACUGCCCUCCAAAUGAUCCACACGAUACGAGAGGCGUUCAAUGAACUUUUGGCUGAUAACGAUUGGAUGGACGAUGAAACUAGAGCGGUGGCCAAAGAAAAAGCGGACGCAAUGAACGAGAGGAUCGGAUAUCCGAAGUUAAUAACCGAUCGAGAACAAUUAAUAAAAGAAUACGCAGCACUAAACCUUACUAAAAAAGAUUUUUUAAAGAACAUCCUAAACCUCUUAAAAUUCGACGCUGAACAAAAUUUGCAAAGGCUUCGCCAGCCAGUGGACAAAGAUAAAUGGUCCACGGAACCAGCUGUAGUUAAUGCCUUUUAUAACCCAAAUAAAAACGAUAUAGUUUUCCCGGCCGGUAUACUGCAGCCUCUCUUCUACAGCCAACAUUUUCCAAAAUCCCUAAACUACGGCGGAAUUGGUGUGGUUAUUGGUCAUGAAAUUACCCAUGGGUUUGACGACAAAGGCAGGCAGUUUGACAAAGACGGUAAUAUGAUGCAAUGGUGGAACAACGCUACUAUCAAGGCAUUUCGGGAAAGGACUCAGUGCAUCAUUGACCAGUAUUCUCGGUAUAAAAUAGACGAAGUUGGCCUCUACGUUAACGGUAGAAUGACACAAGGAGAAAAUAUCGCUGACAAUGGAGGAUUAAAGCAAUCAUUUAGGGCCUACAAAAAAUGGGUGGCCCAAUACGGAGAAGAGGACCUCCUCCCCGGUCUCAACCUCACCCACGACCAACUUUUUUUCCUCAACUACGCCCAGAUUUGGUGCGGUUCGAUGCGGCCCGAAGACGCCCUCACCAAAGUAAGGUCCAGCGUCCAUUCGCCCGGACCCAUCCGGGUUCUGGGCCCCUUAUCCAAUUCCUGGGACUUUGCCAAGGCGUACCAGUGUCCCAGGGGUUCCCCCAUGAACCCCACCAACAAAUGUAGCGUUUGGUAAUUGGUAACGUAGCUCCUCCUAUUUUUGGAGGCAGAAUAAUUGAAAUGGUACCGGUGUUAAGAGAGCAAUAGGAUUUAAUAUUUAGAAAAUCGUCACGGUUGGAUAAUGACGUUUGGUACGGAUCCAAUAUGUUGGAUUAUAAUUAGGAAAUGUCGGAAAGAUAUGGAAAUAUUUGUUUCAAGCUGAAUUAUUGUGUUCUCGUUUUUUUUUUUUUUUUAGGUUGCUUUUAAGGGUCCAAAACCAAGUGUAGAUAAAAAAUAAAACGCUAAAUUAGUGUUGUAUUUGAAAAGAUGUUCCCAAUCAAGUACUGAAGUACAUAUUUAUUGUAUAAGGAUUUUGAAGAUAAUGUUCAAACUAAAUAACAUAUUCAAUAAUCUAUUAGCCUUAUCAAAUUAUAGCAGCGUCCUCUAUGCAUUCUUUCUGAGACUACCGCUCUUUUAAUGUUAAACAAAACAGGUUUAAUAUUUGAUAAUGAAAUCCAGAAAAAAAUCUACUCUAUUCUUAAAUAUCUAUCGGUAUUUGUACUCGAUAUUAACUAAAGCAUACUCAUAAAAAAUAUAAAAUUUACUAAUAAUCUGAUUAAAACAUUUGUACAGCAUUUUCGUUGUUGGUUAGGGGGAGUGAUAUAAAAAUGUACCUAACUAUUAUAGUGGGAUACUAAUUUCAAAAUACAUUAAAAUACUAAAAUAAGUACAGAUCACCCGAUAAAAUGUUGGCCUGGAAGUUAUGUUAAUGUUUAUAUUGACGUAGGAAUAUUAUAUCAAGUAGCAAAAAUUAACUAUCUGAAUUCCUUGUUGAUUUUUGACAGAUUAACUUUUAAUGUCAUCACGCAAUCUGUCUAAAUUAGGGUUGUAUCCACAAGUAAAAUCCAGAAUCUCAAUUUUAUAUUCUCUUUAGCAACAAA
This is a messenger RNA of Sitophilus oryzae (rice weevil), 3664 nucleotides long. Its product is annotated as neprilysin-1-like. Bases 427 to 2760 code for a protein of 777 amino acids. NCBI's taxonomy places the organism in Eukaryota, Metazoa, Arthropoda, Insecta, Coleoptera, Curculionidae. Gene Ontology annotation, cellular component: plasma membrane. The record is from RefSeq and is a predicted model, not a curated record. Gene Ontology annotation, molecular function: metalloendopeptidase activity. Gene Ontology annotation, biological process: protein processing. The transcript is spliced from 16 exons.